Lodderomyces oxycetoniae is the source of this 855-nucleotide messenger RNA. RefSeq names its product 1-(5-phosphoribosyl)-5- ((5-phosphoribosylamino)methylideneamino)imidazole-4-carboxamide isomerase. The transcript has a single exon. Gene Ontology annotation, molecular function: 1-(5-phosphoribosyl)-5-[(5-phosphoribosylamino)methylideneamino]imidazole-4-carboxamide isomerase activity. Gene Ontology annotation, biological process: L-histidine biosynthetic process; L-tryptophan biosynthetic process. Gene Ontology annotation, cellular component: cytoplasm. The record is from RefSeq and is a predicted model, not a curated record. Bases 1 to 855 code for a protein of 284 amino acids. NCBI's taxonomy places the organism in Eukaryota, Fungi, Ascomycota, Pichiomycetes, Serinales, Debaryomycetaceae.
AUGACCAAGUUUAGAGGGUGUAUUGAUAUACACGGUGGUCAAGUUAAACAGAUAGUUGGUGGGACAUUGGCUCAAGAUGAUAAUGAUAACGUAUACUUGCAACAAGAAGACGCAAGUAAAGAGACCUUGCGUGAGAAUUUUGUUCUGACAAAACCUUCAUCUUAUUAUGCCCAGAUGUACAAGCUGAACAAUUUACACGGGUGUCAUGUGAUUAAAUUGGGACUGAAUCCGGCUAAUGACGAGGCAGCAAGACUUGCCUGUCAGACGUGGCCGGGUAAUUUGCAAAUUGGAGGAGGAAUCAAUCUAGAUAAUGCUCUUGAGUGGAUAGAAGCUGGUGCUUCACAUGUCAUACUAACAAGUUGGCUAUUUUCCAAACAAGAUGGUAGUGACAAAAUGGAACUAGAUUUUGAGAAAUUGUCAACAAUCAAUAAGAAAGUAGGCAAGCACCAUUUAGUGGUGGAUUUAAGUUGCCGCACAAUUAUCGAAGAGGAUGGUACAAUAUCGUGGUACGUGGCGAUGAAUAAAUGGCAGACAAUAACUGCAGAGAAACUAAGUAAAGACUUCUUAGCAAGAGUUAGUAGCUACUGCGACGAAAUACUAAUACACGCUGCUGAUGUGGAAGGAUUGUGUAAGGGAAUAGAUCAAAAUUUGGUACAGUCCCUAGGGCACUGGUGUCCACCAGGUAUGGAAAACAAAAUUGUUUAUGCAGGAGGAGCAAAGUCUAAAGAAGAUUUGCAACUUGUUAAGAAUUUAAGUCAUGGUAAGAUUGACCUAACUUAUGGAAGUGCACUAGACAUUUUUGGAGGCAAUUUGGUUAAAUUUGAUGAUUUAGUUAAAUGGAAUAAGGAGAAUUAA